Molecule: messenger RNA, 2047 nt
Organism: Ochotona curzoniae (black-lipped pika)
Lineage: Eukaryota; Metazoa; Chordata; Mammalia; Lagomorpha; Ochotonidae
Gene: INTS11
Product: integrator complex subunit 11
Exons: 17
Coding region: 66-1868 (600 amino acids)
Biological process (GO): snRNA processing
Cellular component (GO): nucleus
Source: RefSeq, a predicted model, not a curated record
CGGCAGGGUCGCCGUGGCCCCGCCCCUCGCCGGUCCCGGGCGCGUGAGGCCGCGGCGCGGGAGCCAUGCCCGAGAUCAGGGUCACCCCCUUGGGAGCCGGCCAGGACGUGGGCCGCAGCUGCAUCCUGGUGUCCAUCGGGGGCAAGAACGUGAUGCUGGACUGCGGGAUGCACAUGGGUUUCAACGACGACCGGCGCUUUCCCGACUUCUCCUACAUCACGCAGAACGGCCGACUGACGGACUUCUUGGACUGCGUCAUCAUCAGCCACUUCCACCUGGAUCACUGCGGAGCGCUGCCCUACUUUAGUGAGAUGGUCGGCUAUGACGGGCCCAUCUAUAUGACCCACCCCACCCAGGCCAUCUGCCCCAUCCUGCUGGAGGACUACCGCAAGAUCGCUGUGGACAAGAAGGGCGAGGCCAACUUCUUCACCUCUCAGAUGAUCAAGGACUGCAUGAAGAAGGUGGUGGCCGUCCACCUGCACCAGACCGUCCAGGUGGAUGACGAGCUGGAGAUCAAGGCCUACUACGCUGGCCACGUGCUGGGAGCAGCCAUGUUCCAGAUCAAAGUGGGCUCAGAGUCCGUGGUCUACACGGGAGACUACAACAUGACCCCUGACCGGCAUCUGGGAGCCGCCUGGAUCGACAAGUGUCGCCCCAACCUGCUCAUCACCGAAUCCACUUACGCCACCACCAUACGUGACUCCAAGCGCUGCCGUGAGCGUGACUUCCUCAAGAAAGUGCAUGAGACUGUGGAGCGUGGCGGGAAGGUGCUCAUCCCCGUCUUCGCGCUGGGCCGCGCCCAGGAGCUGUGCAUUCUGCUGGAAACCUUCUGGGAGCGCAUGAACCUGAAGGUGCCCAUCUACUUCUCCACGGGCCUCACGGAGAAGGCCAACCACUACUACAAGCUCUUCAUCACCUGGACCAACCAGAAGAUCAGGAAGACCUUCGUGCAAAGGAACAUGUUCGAGUUCAAGCACAUCAAGGCCUUUGACCGUGCUUUUGCUGACAACCCAGGGCCAAUGGUUGUCUUCGCCACACCAGGCAUGCUACAUGCUGGCCAGUCCCUGCAGAUCUUCCGCAAAUGGGCGGGAAACGAGAAGAACAUGGUUAUCAUGCCUGGAUACUGCGUGCAGGGCACUGUGGGCCACAAGAUCCUGAGUGGGCAGCGCAAGCUAGAGAUGGAGGGCCGGCAGGUGCUGGAGGUCAGGAUGCAGGUGGAGUACAUGUCCUUCAGUGCCCAUGCGGAUGCCAAGGGCAUCAUGCAGUUGGUGGGCCAGGCAGAGCCACAGAGUGUCCUGCUGGUGCACGGUGAGGCCAAGAAGAUGGAGUUCCUGAAGCAGAAGAUCGAACAGGAGUUCCGAGUCAGCUGCUACAUGCCAGCCAACGGGGAGACGGUGACCCUGCCCACCAAUCCCAGCAUCCCUGUGGGCAUCUCACUGGGACUGCUGAAGCGAGAGAUGGCUCAGGUGUCGCUCCCAGAGGCCAGAAGGCCCCGGCUCCUGCAUGGUACCCUGAUCAUGAAGGAUGGGAACUUCCGGCUUGUGUCCUCCGAGCAAGCCCUCAAAGAGCUGGGCUUGGCAGAGCACCAGCUGCGCUUCACCUGCCGCGUUUACCUGCAUGACGCCCGCAAGGAGCAGGAGACGGCCCUGCACGUCUACAGCCACCUCAAGAGUGUCCUGAAGGACCACUGCGUGCAACACCUCCCUGACGGCUCUGUCACUGUUGAGUCCAUCCUGAUCCAGGCUGCCGCCCACUCCGAGGACCCAAGCACCAAGGUGUUGCUGGUCUCCUGGACCUACCAGGACGAGGAGCUGGGCAGCUACCUCACUGCGCUGCUCAAGAAGGGGCUGCCGCAGGUACCCAGCUGACCUGCCGAGGCACUCAGCACCCACUGAUGCCCCAGCCUGGUAUCCGGCGAUGCUGCCCCAGGUGCCUAGCUGAGCUGCCCCAGGCACCUGGCACCAACUGAUGCCUCCACCUGGUGAUGCCACCCCAGGUCCCCGGCACCUGGUCGAGCUGCCCUGCCCCACCAGUGCUGGGAUCUAGA